GUCCUCCUCCCACAUGGUCGUCCGGGGUCGCGUGGAAAGGUGGGCGCAGAGCUGUUGAGAGAAGACACCGGGAAACAUGGCGGCGGCGGCGGGCCUCGCUCAGAUCCCUGAUGUGGACAUUGACUCCGAUGGCGUUUUCAAGUAUGUGCUGAUUCGAGUCCACACGACGCCGCCAUCAGGGACCGCAGCCGGGGAGAACAAGGAGAUCGUGCGUGGCUACAAAUGGGCCGAGUACCACGAUCCCCUUGUGCCCCCAAGGGCGGCCACCCGCUGCGCUGAACCGCCUUCCUCGUCCCAGCCGACAUUUACGACAAGGUAUCCGGUGAGAUUCAGAAGAAGGGCUUUGACUGCGAGUGCCUGGGAGGUGGCCGCAUCUCCCACCAGAGCCAGGACAAGAAGAUUCACGUGUACGGUUACUCCAUGGGCUUUGGUCGUGCCCAGCAUUCUAUCUCCACUGAGAAGAUCAAAGCCAAGUACCCUGACUACGAGGUUACCUGGGCUGAUGAUGGUUACUGAGGCUGCACCUCUAGCAGCCCAUUGGACUCUGCUCUUGAAACUCUCUCCCAAGGGGCAGUUGCUCCUGAGGCCAGGGAGAUUGGCACCAGCCUGUAUCUUGUCCUCGGGAAUUAAAAACUCCUACCUGUGAUGCU
Messenger RNA from Erinaceus europaeus (western European hedgehog), 650 nucleotides. It is a transcript of the gene PHPT1, whose product is annotated as phosphohistidine phosphatase 1. The transcript is spliced from 3 exons. NCBI's taxonomy places the organism in Eukaryota, Metazoa, Chordata, Mammalia, Eulipotyphla, Erinaceidae. Gene Ontology annotation, biological process: peptidyl-histidine dephosphorylation. Gene Ontology annotation, cellular component: cytosol. The record is from RefSeq and is a predicted model, not a curated record. Gene Ontology annotation, molecular function: protein histidine phosphatase activity. Bases 77 to 646 code for a protein of 189 amino acids.